CACCCCCAUCGCCCCGCCCCUUCCCGUGAGCGCCCGGAGCCACUUCCGGUGGCGGCUCCUUUGCCGGCUCCAGGCUCGAGCGGCCCCGGGCCCGUUCCGAAUCCCUGACGUGCCCCUAGGAGCGCCGGCGAGACCUCCGUUCGGUCUCCAGGAACCGAGCAGAGGCCGGGAAGGCCUGUCCCGUGCCGUUUCCCUCAGAACGUCCUGCACUGAGGUGGUAAAAUGUGCUGCGAGAAGUGGAGCCGCGUGGCCGAAAUGUUUCUCUUCAUUGAAGACCUGGAAGAGGAUUAUAAAAUCCUUUGCCUCUGCUCCAGGGCAUUUGUAGAAGAUCGAAAAUUGUGCAAUUUGGGAUUAAAAGGCUACUAUGUCAAAGGCAGUGGCGACAAUGCAGGAGACCAAGCUCCAGAAGAGGAAGAAGGGGAGGAAGGUGGCACUGCAGAGUCACAUGACAGUAAAGGCUUAGGCCUUGAUGAAAGUGAACUUGAUUCUGAGGCUGAACUCAUGAGAAGUAUGGGACUACCACUUCAGUUUGGUGGGAUAUCUGCACAUAAGAAUUUUGAGGUUUCUAUGAAUACUAGAAAUAAAGUUAGAAUAAAAAAGAAAAAGAAAAAACAUCAAAAGAAGUACUUAGAUGAAAUUAUAAGAGAAUCUUGGAGACAAGAAUAUGAAGAUGACAUUUUGGCUUCAGAUGAUCCAUCUUCAGUUGAACAGUAUGAGAGCACCAAAACAUGUAAACGUCAAACCAAAAAAGAUACUGAAACUGAAAAUCUUCCUGUUGAAAAUACAUUAACUCCAAAGCUAGAAAUCACAGAAAAAUGGGAAAGAUAUUGGAACGAAUAUGGUGGAGGAAUAUUAUGGCAAAGCUGGCAAGAAAAACAUUCAGAUCAGACACUAUGUUCUGAACCUUGGAACAUUCCUGAUACAAAGGAGGAAUGGGAACAACAUUAUAGUCAACUUUAUUGGUAUUAUUUGGAACAAUUUCAGUAUUGGGAAGCUCAGGGUUGGACUUUUGAUACCUCACAAACCUGUGAAACAGAUACUUGUGGGUCUAAAAUAGAAGUUGACAAUGAGAAAGAAGAAAAUUGCAUGAAAGCAGACUUAAUGUCUUUUCCAUCUCCAUCUAUUACAAUUGAUAGUGAAAGCUCUAGUUCAAGUGAUAAAGAGCAUAUUGAAAUUCUUGGUGGAAUUAAUAACAUAAGUUUAAAUUCAGAGGAAGUGGAACAAAGCCAGUUAGAUUCUUCAGUAAGUUGUGAUGGACAUCAGUGGCUAAGUGAAGUCAGCAGCAGCAGAGAAUGUCCUGCUUCUGGCCAGAGUGAACCAUGUAAUGGAGGAACCAAGGAUAGCAGCUUGUCUGGGAACAGAAGCACAAACCAACCAGCUCAGGAUUCACAGGACUCUUCAGAAGCAAACACAAUCAAAGAAAGACCACAUCCCAACAAUAUUGAUGGAGAUGAGAGUGAAGAAGAUCCACCUGAACGUAAGCCAAGCAAACUCAAGAGGAGCCACGAACUGGACAUUGAUGAAAACCCAGAUUCAGACUUUGAUGACAGUGGUUCCCUUCUAGGAUUCAAGCAUGGCCCAGGACAAAAAUAUGGUGGAAUUUCAAACUUCAGUCAUCGGCGGGUCAGAUACCUACAGAAGAAUGUGAAGUAUAAGUCAAAGUUCCUGGACAUGAGAAGACAAAUAAAUAUGAAAAACAAACACAUUUUCUUUACUGAAGAAUCAGAAAAAGCAUUCAAAAAAAGCAAAACCUUGACUAAGGUAGAAAAAUUCCUAAAAUGGAUUAAUGAGCCAAUGGAUGAGGAAGCAUCACAGGAAUCAGUUUCUCAUGACAAUGUGCAAGACACCUGCACAAGCAGUGAUUCAGAGGAACAAGAAAUGCCUGUUAAAAAAGAUGAUGACCCACUGGAGACAAGUAAUCCAGAGCCUGAAAAGUGUCAUGCCAUGUCUUCAGCUGGUGAACUUGAAACAGGAAAAAAUGAAGGAGACAGCACAGUAGUAGCUAUUACGGAUAAGGAAGAUGGUGUUACUCAGAUUACCCCAGAUUCUCUUCAGGUAGAAACUGAAGUGGAAAGUAAAAAGAAGAAGAAGAAAAAGAAAAACAAGAACAAAAAGGUAAUUGGUCUGCCUCCUGAGAUAGCUGCUGUUCCUGAGCUGGCAAAAUACUGGGCACAGAGAUACAGACUCUUCUCCCGUUUUGAUGAUGGGAUUAAACUGGACAGAGAGGGCUGGUUUUCAGUUACUCCUGAGAAGAUUGCUGAACACAUUGCUGGCCGGGUCAGCCAGUCCUUCAAGUGUGACAUUGUAGUAGAUGCAUUUUGUGGAGUUGGAGGAAAUACUAUUCAGUUUGCGUUAACAGGAAAGAGAGUGAUUGCCAUUGAUAUUGAUCCUGUGAAGAUUGAUCUUGCUCGCAAUAAUGCAGAAGUUUAUGGAAUAGCAGACAAGAUAGAGUUCAUCUGUGGAGAUUUCCUCUUGCUGGCUUCACAUUUAAAGGCUGAUGUUGUGUUUCUUAGCCCUCCUUGGGGAGGACCAGAUUACGCUACUGCGGAGACCUUUGACAUCAGGACCAUGAUGUCUCCUGAUGGCUUUGAAAUCUUCAGGCUUUCCCAGAAGAUAACUAAUAAUAUUGUUUAUUUUCUUCCAAGAAAUGCUGAUAUUGACCAGGUGGCAUCCUUAGCCGGGCCUGGAGGGCAAGUGGAAAUAGAACAAAACUUUCUUAACAAUAAGUUGAAGACAAUCACUGCUUAUUUUGGGGACCUGAUUCGAAGAUCAGCCUCUGAAUCGUAACUGUGAGGGGGUACAAGGACAGAAAGUUCAUGUGUGGUCAGAACAUUAUUCAGAUGAGACCCUUGGGAUUUCUUUCUGUAUUCACUAAUAUUUUGUACCCAUGAUCUUAUAACACCAUAUGAAAUGGAAAUUUAGAGUAGAUUAAGGAAUAUUAAUGAAGUACUUUGACUUCUUUGGAUAAUUUUAACUCUGUACGUUAUACAUUAGGAUAGUAAGUAUCUGAAAUGGGAAAGGUGGGUUUUCCCUGUGCUUACUCUCAGAAGUGUGUAUAUAUGUAUGUGUAUGUGUCUGGGUUUUUUUGGUUUUUUUUUUUGUUUUUUUUUUCAUAAUUGCAUGUGUUUUGGUUUAACAUCUUUGUAAGUAUGUGUAAA
This is a messenger RNA of Lutra lutra (Eurasian river otter), 3158 nucleotides long. It is a transcript of the gene TGS1, whose product is annotated as trimethylguanosine synthase 1. The record is from RefSeq and is a predicted model, not a curated record. Gene Ontology annotation, cellular component: nucleus. Gene Ontology annotation, molecular function: RNA cap trimethylguanosine synthase activity. The transcript has 13 exons. The coding region runs from base 223 to 2787 and encodes 854 amino acids. Gene Ontology annotation, biological process: 7-methylguanosine cap hypermethylation; 7-methylguanosine RNA capping. NCBI's taxonomy places the organism in Eukaryota, Metazoa, Chordata, Mammalia, Carnivora, Mustelidae.